This is a messenger RNA of Paramacrobiotus metropolitanus, 3282 nucleotides long. Its product is annotated as peroxidase-like. Gene Ontology annotation, molecular function: peroxidase activity; heme binding. The coding region runs from base 183 to 3035 and encodes 950 amino acids. Gene Ontology annotation, biological process: response to oxidative stress. The record is from RefSeq and is a predicted model, not a curated record. The transcript is spliced from 14 exons. Lineage: Eukaryota; Metazoa; Tardigrada; Eutardigrada; Parachela; Macrobiotidae.
AAUGUUGAUAUGACCGCUAACUAAGUCGCCGGUGAAAGCUGUUUUGCAAACAUUUUUGGUCAUUCGAGUUUCUACCAUAUUAGUGAUAUACGUGUUAACAAGUCUGAUAAGUCGGUCAUGCAUUAAUUGUUAUUCAUAAGUAUCUAAAUAACUUUAUUUCUAGGUUAAAAUAAUUAAUAUAAAUGCUUCGUCAACCAGUCAGUUUGGUUACUGCGCUUCUUUAUUGCUCUUUUUUAUUAUGUAUUGUGAGGAGUGAAAAUGAAGAAACUCAUCGCUUCUCCAGAGCAAUUCAACGUGGUUUGGAAUUAGAACCCGAUGACGAAUGGUCGAACAGGGGCGCUCCACCUCCCAGACCGCUCCGACGGCCUCCGCCAGCUCCACGACAGCGGCAGCGACUCCAAGAGCUUGAGGAAGAAGAGGAAGAAGCGGAUGAAGCUCCUCGAAGGAAGCCUUCCCGGGGUACGUCCAGCAAAUUAACGCGCAAUCCGGAUGCAGUUGUCAACCGGCCAUCCAGCACCCUGCGAAGAGCGGCAAAGAUAAGGAAUCUGAAGACUGGUCUGGCGCAGAAAUAUGAACUUCCGACGAGCCGAUUCAAUAGUUCGCUAUCUCCCGACGGGAGACAUUCUCGACUGCUGCUGGGCGAUGCCGAACUGGAUCCGUAUGGCCGUCUUCCGAAUACUGACCUCAGUGUUCUGGACCCUCCUCGAGCCGGAUACCCGGAAAUUACCACCCUGGGAAUUCUGGAGCGGGAUCCUAUCCCGCCUGUACGCGCUGAUCCUGAGGAACUAAAGAACAGUCUUACGGAAGCGCUGGAAUUAGGACGACAAGAUUUCAAUCAUAUCGUCAUGAAACACCGCGAGCCAGCUUGCAUUAUUGGAGGCUAUGGUCCCCAGGGCGUCCACCCUCUCGUAUGGGCUGUGGCCAGACCAGUUACCAAUGCACUAUACGGCUAUAUCAACGAAUUUGCUGCUAUUCGCAUGGCCAAUGGAUAUACGAAGGGCGAUGGCGAACGGCUGUUCGCAACCCUGGAUGCAAGCGAAAGCGCAAUUGAAGACGAUCAGUGCUUCGUUGGCGAAGCUAAAGAUAUUCGAUGCAACAAACGUACUCCCUACCGCACAUUCGACGGAACGUGCAACAACCUGGAACGACGUGAUUGGGGCGCGGCAAAAACCGGUCAGAUCCGGACGACCUUUGCGGCGUAUGAAGACGGCAUUAGUGCACCGCGUGAAUUCUCCGUACUGUCGCUCAUCGCCAAAGAGAGGCGUUCGCUGCCCGGUCCCAGAGAAGUGAGCAUCUCCCUUAGCCGCGGCCAGCCUCGUCCCGACCGGAAGGUCACCCUGGCAGUCAUGCAGUUUUCGCAAUGGUUAGCCCAUGAUCUUGUACGAACACCCAUGGAGCUUGUGGAGAGUCCCGAGAAAGCGUCCGAUUUCAUCAUGCCUGCUUGCUGUGGCGUAGACCGUAGCUGUCGUCACCCGGUGUGUGACGCUAUUUCUGUUCCUCCGAAAGAUCCUUUCUAUGCAAGAUUCAACCUGCGUUGUUUGGAAUUACUCCGGGUGCAACCUGCAAAUCCCCGUACUUGCGCUUUAACCCCACGCGCGCCAGUCAAUCUAAAUUCCGCCUUUAUUGAUGCUUCCAUGACCUAUGGCUCCAGCCAAGCUACGGCAAUGAGAUUACGAGGACCCAAAGGCAGUUUAAAAGUUAAUACUUCGCCGUUGCUGAAACCUGGAUACGAGAUGCCUGUAGGAGGAGAAGAUAGCGAGUCGUGUAAAGGCAAAGGACCGGACAAGCCUUGCGUCCUGACGGGCGAUACUCGAGGAAACCAGCACACCGGUAUCGUGAGCAUGGCAUCCCUAUAUGUUCGCGAACACAACCGAAUUGCUAAAUACAUCACCAUGAACCGUCCAGAACUCCCCGACGAGGUUGUUUUUCAGGCUGCUCGUCGCAUUCUGAUUGCUGAACAUCAGCAUAUUGUCUACAACGAACUGCUGCCGGUUCUUGUGGGUAAUCGCAUAUGGAAAGAGCCUAGCAAUGGAUUACUUUUAAAGAGGAAUGGUUACUGCGCUGAUUGCUACAGGAAAGAUGUUAACCCUAGCAUUUCUACUGAGUUUUCUGCUACUGGUUUCCGACUGCAUACAAUGUGUCCAGAUUGGCUGCCGGCUGCUAAUGCUUCCGGCCAUCUCUUCCCAUUUUGGGAGCACAUGGCUAGUCCUGACAUGUUUUAUCGUCCGGCCAUUGUGAAUGACAUUUUAACCGGAAUGGUUAAAAUGUCAUCCGAAUCGUUCGAUCAGAUUUACUCAACACAGGUUCAAAACUGGUUGUUUAAACACUACCAAAAUCCAUAUGGCCAAGAUUUGUUCUCCAUCGAUAUUGCUCGGGAACGCGAAGUGGGCAAUCCAAAUUACCUCAGCCUCCGAGCGGCCUGCGGACUUCCGCCGGUAACCAGUUUUGCGGAUUUGGAGGACUGGAUGCCUCCACGUGCAGUUGCCAAUUUGGCCAGCAUCUACGCACACAUUCUGGAUAUUGACGGCAUCACGGGAGCAGUUUCUGAAUAUCCGGUUAACGGUGGAGAAGGAGUCGUAGGACCGACAAUGGCGUGCCUUUUGGUAGAUCAGUUCUCACGGCUCAGAAGCGGAGACCGCUUUUGGUAUGAAAACAAGGACGCCAAAUUUACCCAGGAACAACUGAAAGAAAUUCGCAAAAUAAGCCUAAGUGCUCUUCUGUGUGGCAAUACACCGAUAAAAGAAGUGCAACCCAGAGCAUUCCUACGCGAUUCGCCAAGAAAUCCUGUCACGCCAUGCGAAAAUAUUUUGCGCUCUGCUUUGUCACUGGACCCAUUCCUGGAGAACUUAUCCCCAGACCGAUUUCCCGCAGAGCCCGCGGAAGUAGCCAGUGGGCCUCCUCCCCGGCCUCGCGGUCCUCCGCCCGGUGAAGGCGGUCCUGGCGGACCAGGCGGUCCAGGCGGUCCAAGCGGUCCAAGCGGUCCAGGCGGACCAGGUGGACCUGGAGGUCCUGUCCCGCCGGUGGUGUUAGCAUAGGUCUCAGUCUAGGUCUCAGAUGUUGUGCAUAGUCUUGUGUAUAUUGUAACUAUGUAGCCGGCAUAUAUCGAAUUGUUGGCGCGAAUGAAAUGUUGUUUUGAAAUGUGUUUGAAUUGUUUAUAAACUCUAAUUAGUAUUUGGGUCCAUUUCUAUACCAAAAGGUGUAGCAUCUAUCUGACUUGCCUUUACAUACAUGUCUAGAUUUUUCUCACAGUCUGUCAUGCCUUUUUGUACUUAUUUAAUAAAU